This is a messenger RNA of Juglans microcarpa x Juglans regia, 1483 nucleotides long. RefSeq names its product DCN1-like protein 2. NCBI's taxonomy places the organism in Eukaryota, Viridiplantae, Streptophyta, Magnoliopsida, Fagales, Juglandaceae. Gene Ontology annotation, molecular function: ubiquitin conjugating enzyme binding; cullin family protein binding; ubiquitin-like protein binding. The record is from RefSeq and is a predicted model, not a curated record. Gene Ontology annotation, biological process: protein neddylation; positive regulation of ubiquitin-protein transferase activity. Bases 341 to 1120 code for a protein of 259 amino acids. The transcript has 11 exons. Gene Ontology annotation, cellular component: ubiquitin ligase complex.
AUUCUCGUCAUUCUCACAAUUAAGGUAGUUUCUUAAAGUCGAUCAAGAACGUCAUUCUCCCUGUUCCAAUGCUGGGCAAAAAGGGCAAAGAGAAAAAUCAUUGAGCAGCUUGGACAAGCUUAAAAAGCGGCAAACAGAGGGGCAUUUUGGUAAACUCGUUACAGGACCGACUGAGAGACAAAAACCUCCACGGUAGAACAGAAAGCACAAAAAUCCAAACCAAAACUUGUACACUCUAGAGAGGGGGAGAGAGACGGAGACAGAGAGAGGAACCCUAAUUUUCUCUCUCUACAUCUGCUGCUUCUUCAGAAUUAGGGUUUUUAUUCACGACGCCUAUAAGAUGCAUAAAUUAGGUAGAGGCCACCGUGACAAACUCCAACAGUUUAUGACAAUCACUGGUGCAAGUGAAAAAGUUGCCCACCAGACUUUAAAGGCCAGUGAUUGGAAUCUUGAAGGAGCAUUCGAUGUAUUCUACAGCCAGCCCCAGGUUAAAAACUUUACCGACUCUAGACAUUUGGAGGAGCUCUUCAAUAGAUAUAAAGAUCCAUACAGUGAUAUGAUACUGGUUGAUGGUAUUACUCUCCUUUGCAAUGAUCUUCAGGUGGAUCCGCAAGAUAUUGUUACGUUGGUGGUUUCAUGGCACAUGAAGGCUGCCACCAUGUGUGAGUUUUCCAAGCAGGAGUUUCUUGGUGGACUUCAAGCACUAGGGAUAGAUUCUUUGGAGAAGUUCCGUGAAAGAAUACCUUUUCUGCGAUCUGAGCUGAAAGAUGAACAAAAGUUCUUUGAGAUCUAUAAUUUUGCAUUUGGCUGGGCAAAAGAAAAGGGUCAGAAAUCUUUAGCAUUGGAUACGGCUAUUGGAAUGUGGCAAUUACUGUUUGCUGAAAAGCAGUGGCCGUUGGUUGAUCACUGGUGCCAAUUCUUACAGGCUCGGCAUAAUAAAGCAAUUUCUAGGGACACAUGGUCUCAACUUUUGGAGUUUGCAAGGACAGUGGGCCCAACAUUGUCAGACUAUGAUGCUGAAGGUGCGUGGCCCUACCUUAUUGAUGAAUUUGUUGAGUACUUGAAUGAGAAUGGCAUCAUCGAAAAUGGUCAAUUGAAUGAUUUGAGCCACAGACGAUGAUGGGUUUCCUGGAGUGGUGCUUUAUCAUAUCAUUAUUUAGCGUUAUGAAAUGUGGUGUUAUGUGACUGGAAUUUGGUUUAUUGAAAGAGGAAGCCCCCCAAGAAAUGAGAAGUCACAAGUCUGAAUUCAACCUUCGUUUUCUAGUGACAUCCAUAUGCUACUUAUAUAGUCAGUGCUACUGUUGAUGGCGUAAAUGCAUUCUCUCACUGUUUCGAAUUUUCUAUUGUCUGGAGAAGUUGUUUCUUCAUGUUAUUUAUCUGUAUGCUGGAAUUGAAAUAUCUCUUCAUGUUUAUUGAUCCAAUAUUAUGGAUUCACAGUGCUGCUAAAAGUAUUUUAAUCGAAUGGUCGACAGAGUUCAGAAUA